Zea mays is the source of this 2503-nucleotide messenger RNA. Its product is annotated as ATP-dependent RNA helicase SUV3. Gene Ontology annotation, biological process: mitochondrial RNA 3'-end processing. Gene Ontology annotation, molecular function: hydrolase activity, acting on acid anhydrides; ATP binding; RNA helicase activity. Gene Ontology annotation, cellular component: mitochondrial degradosome. The record is from RefSeq and is marked validated. NCBI's taxonomy places the organism in Eukaryota, Viridiplantae, Streptophyta, Magnoliopsida, Poales, Poaceae.
GUUCACAGGAUUUGGAUCCCUCGUUCAGUCGUUCUUCCCCCAGGCCCCAGCCUCAUGCCGCCGGCCUAACCAACCAACCUCAUGGCCGCCGCCAUUGCCGCGGCGCUUCUCCGCCGCUCCACCUCGCACCACCGUCUCAUAUUACCUCUCCUCUCUCACCUCCACCGCACCUUUCCGCAACCCUCGUCCCCAUGGCUCCCACCCCAACACCGCUUCUUCUCCACCGGCGAAUCAGCCGGCGAUCCCACCCAGAAACCGACGUCUUCUCUUGACCCGAAGAAGCUAUGGCGCGAGCUAUCCGCCUCGGACCCCGCCGUCGGAUCCUGCCGCCUGCCGAAGGCCACGUGGGAUGCCAUUGUAGGCCUCGUCCGCGGCUUCGCCAAAAGUCCGGCCAUAUCCGACCAGGCGCUCGCGCUCUACGUCCCCUCUUCUGCCUUCCCAUCCUACGUCCGCCGCUUCCGCGCGUUCAUCCUCCCGCGACUCUCCCGGGAGUCCGCGGCGCAUCUCCUCUCGCUCCCCGCUGAGGACGCACACGAGCUCCUCCUCCCGGCCUUCGCAGAGUUCUGCUUCUCCAACUUCGCAGACAAGCUGAGGCAGCACAGGUCGGUCAUGGCCGCGGCCGACCUCACGGCCCCGCACACCUGGUACCCCUUCGCGCGCGCUAUGCGCCGCCGUAUCGUGUACCACUGCGGGCCCACGAACAGCGGCAAGACGCACAACGCGCUCACCCGCUUUGCCGCAGCCAAGUCUGGGGUCUACUGCAGCCCGCUCCGUCUCCUCGCCAUGGAGAUCUUCGACAAGGUCAAUGCGCUCGGUGUCUACUGCAGCCUGCGCACUGGACAAGAGGUUAAGGAAGUGCCUUUCUCCAACCAUGUCGCAUGUACCAUUGAAAUGAUGUCCACUGAGGAGCUCUACGAAGUCGCCGUGGUUGAUGAGAUACAGAUGAUGGCUGACCCUGUCAGGGGCUUUGCGUGGUCGCGCGCUGUGCUUGGGCUCAAGGCGGAUGAGAUACACCUCUGCGGUGACCCUAGCGUGCUCAAGAUUGUCCAGAAGAUUUGUGCAGAUACUGGGGAUGAUUUAGUGGUGCAUCAAUAUGAGAGAUUCAAGCCUCUUGUUGUUGAAGCAAAGACACUUCUUGGGGACCUCAAGAAUAUCCGCUCUGGUGACUGCGUUGUUGCUUUCUCACGCAAGGAGAUAUUCGAGGUGAAGCUGGCAAUUGAGAAGUUUACAAAGCACAAGUGUUGUGUUAUCUAUGGAGCUCUGCCACCAGAGACACGACGACAACAAGCAAAGUUGUUCAACGAGCAGGAUAAUGAGUAUGAUGUGCUUAUAGCAAGUGAUGCAGUCGGUAUGGGGCUGAACCUUAACAUUAGGAGAGUUGUGUUCUAUAGCUUGGCAAAAUACAAUGGGGAAAGGAUGGUUCCAGUUCCCGCUUCGCAGGUAAAGCAGAUUGCUGGUCGUGCUGGUCGGAGGGGCAGUGUCUAUCCAGAUGGACUCACAACAACUUUCUUGAAAGAUGAUUUAGAUUAUUUGAUUCAGUGCCUGCAGCAGCCAUUUGAGGAGGCACAAAAAGCUGGUAUUUUUCCUUGCUUUGAGCAAGUUGAAAUGUUUGCCAGCCAAUUCCCUAACCUUUCUUUUAAUGAUCUGUUGGAUAAAUUCCGUGAUAGUUGUCGCAUCGAUAAAACAUACUUCAUGUGCCAGCAGGACAGUAUCAAGAAGGUUGCUAAUAUGCUUGAGAGGGUGCAGGGGCUAUGCCUCAAGGAUCGCUAUAAUUUUUGCUUUGCUCCGGUAAAUAUAAGGGAUCCAAAAGCCAUGUACCAUCUUUUAAGAUUUGCCACCAACUAUUCUCAUAGCCGUCGUGUUGGCAUCGCAAUGGGAAUACCAAGGGGUUCUGCAAAAAAUGACGCUGAGCUUCUGGACCUUGAGACAAAACAUCAGGUCCUAUCAAUGUAUCUAUGGUUGUCACAUCAUUUUGAGGAAGAUAACUUUCCUCAUGUGCAGCAGGCUGAAAACAUGGCAAUAAAUAUUGCUGAUUUACUUGGCAAGUCGCUUGCGAAAGCAUGCUGGAAGCCUGAAUCAAGACAGCAAGUUAGGGGGCGACGAGAAGGAAAGGAUGAGUACAAUGAGGAACAAGCAUCAAAUGAAAGUGCAAAUGAUGUUCCUACAAAUGGUUAUGAACGGCCAAGGGCACUUGAUAAAACACUAAGGAAAUGGCAAGAUAAGGUCAGCCAGAACUGUCCUCCGUCCUUGAACUUUGUGGCCUGAAACUCUCAUGGAGUGAUUAAACCCAAAUGGAUGCUAUGAAAAUACCCUCUUGCACCAAGUUGGACAACUAGAUCAAACUGCAAACGCCUCGAAAGUUUGUGUUAAUGCUAUGGCAUGUUCUGGCCAUUUUCUCAUAUUUGACUUAAGCUAGUUUUGUCUAUCUGUUUGGAGCUUGUGCUUGUCAUCCUAGAAAGAUAUUGUUAUCGCCUAACAACACCAGGGUGUUGUAGGUACCUGA